This is a messenger RNA of Pseudocercospora fijiensis CIRAD86, 891 nucleotides long. RefSeq lists its product as uncharacterized. Bases 1 to 891 code for a protein of 296 amino acids. The record is from RefSeq and is a predicted model, not a curated record. Lineage: Eukaryota; Fungi; Ascomycota; Dothideomycetes; Mycosphaerellales; Mycosphaerellaceae. The transcript is spliced from 4 exons.
AUGCCUGAGAAGCACACCAAGCUAGGCGCUCCCAGUCAGCACCGCGUGCCCAUGUCAGAGCUCGAUCCAAAUGCUGGGCCUUGUCGUAGCCACCUACACCCAGAACUGGGCCCUAUGCUAUCUCUCAGAGAAGCACAAGCGCGUCCGGACAUCAAGCGACGCGGUUAUCUUCGACCAGAGCUUGGACCGAUGGUGUCUCUAGCAGAAGCACAAGCGCGUCCAGACAUCAAACGACGUGGCUUAUUGCCCAUGACUGCGACCUCUCAGAAGCAGCAAGUCCAGAAGACCAUCGAGUCUGCUCAACCAGUCUUUCCAGUCCCAAUGCCAAAGCGUAAACCGGUUCCGAUGCGAAAGCAGUCCAGCAUCGCUGCAGAGCCAUCUGUGAUCAAGCGGAAACCGGUGCCAAGCAAGUUGUCUUCCAAUCAACCUAACCUUCCGGAAGCCGUCGAAAAGGAGCGUAUCUCUCCGAUCGACUCGUUGUGGGAGCGAUCUUCACUUCAGGUUCGGUAUCAACGACGCAGCUACUGCCAGGUCACUCCUCCGCCAUCACCAGGUAAGGUCUGGCGGUGGCUCGAAGUUGAGUCUGAGGGUACGAUCGAGGCUUGGCCAGGCUACAAGUCUUCGCCGGCUUCAGAGGCGUCGCCAGGUAAGGUAUGGAGAUAUCUCGAAGCUGAGACUGAUGGUGUUAUUGAGGCUUGGAGGAGGAAUCCAGUAUCAGCAGUUAUUGAGUUGCGAGGGAAUGAAGAGAGUGAUUUGCGAAUAGGUCUAGAUGAGUCAAGAAGGUCAAAGCGAUACCAACGCCAAUACUCCGACAGAAAGAAAAUACGAUGGCAAUACCCAACCUUACCUUUUAAUCGAGGCUUGGUUUGUGGAGUCCAGCGCCAUUAUUGA